Messenger RNA from Cololabis saira (Pacific saury), 921 nucleotides. RefSeq names its product protein CutA homolog. Bases 48 to 515 code for a protein of 155 amino acids. The transcript is spliced from 7 exons. Lineage: Eukaryota; Metazoa; Chordata; Actinopteri; Beloniformes; Belonidae. Gene Ontology annotation, biological process: response to metal ion. Gene Ontology annotation, molecular function: copper ion binding. The record is from RefSeq and is a predicted model, not a curated record.
CCAGUGCUUGCUGAGAGAAGGCAGAACCAGGCAGCUGUUGGCAGGCGAUGUCUUUUGGACUACCCAGUGUAGCAUCACUGCAGGGUGGAUCCUUAAAAGCUUUGAUUUUAACGGUGCUCCUAAGUGUUUUUAUGUUCCAGUUGUUGAGGACUGUUGGACUGAGAGCGUUCUCCAUGGCAUCUGAGACGUACACAUCUGGCACGCACUCUGCAGCUUUCAUCACUUGUCCUAAUGAAACUGUCGCCAAAGAACUGGCAAGGGGUAUUGUGGAGAAGAAACUGGCUGCCUGUGUCAACGUUGUCCCAGCAAUAACAUCCGUAUAUGAAUGGCAGGGGAAGAUUGAGGAGGAUAGUGAUGUGAUUCUGAUGAUCAAAACAAGAAGUUCCAAGGUGCCUGCUCUUGCCGAGUAUGUCCGCUCCAGCCAUCCCUACGAAGUGGCUGAGGUCAUCAGCUUGCCUAUUGACCAGGGCAACCCACCAUACCUGAAAUGGUUAGGAGACACCGUUCCUGAGUAGGAGUAAAAGGGUGGAUGAGGGGAUGAAUGAAUAGAUUGGUGGGAAAAUAAAUCUUAAAUAAUGGACACACGUGCAUCUAAUGCUUCAGCAGUUUAAGAAACCCUCUAGGGACUUGCAUUCAUUUUUGUGUUGUUAUCACAUGCUAAAAAACAAGAUAAAACAAUUGGUUUAUUGUGUUAUUAAAGGAAUUUCUAAAUACAACUGUCUGCUGGUUUGGAUAUUCCCCUUGACUGACUUCCCUCCAGUCUGUCUACCUGUACCUGACAGAAAUGGUCUGUGUUUUGAGCAUGUUUUAAACAUUUAUUUAGCAGUCAUCAGACAACACUUUCUUUUAGUCCUUCACCAAAGUUGCACAAAAAAAGCACAUCUUUCUGUUAAGGAAACAAUGGCAAGGUAACGGAGAUGU